AUGGUGUCCUCGAUUGUUCCCCCGAAGAUUGCGUCGCCGAACGCUAUCGGCAGCCAGGCCGACGGUGCGCGCAUGGCCAGAGUCGUCAACUUUUACGAGAAACUUCCCCGUGGCGCCGCUCCUGCUCCGAAGGCUCGCGGUCCUCUGCAAUGGUACCAGCACAGAUAUAUGGUUGGCAAGAAUGCAUCUGCCAUGCCAAUCAUCCACGUCAUCGGCGGUCUUCUUCUCAUCGGUUACGCGCAGAACUACUACUUCCAUCUCCGCCACCACAAGAACCACCCUCACUAGGGGAUCCAUACGGUGCGCUCAACGAUUGGAAGCUCGACAUGAGACCGAGGAUCUGUAUAUAGACUGUGAAGUGUCGGACCGCUCCUCGAAUGGC
Messenger RNA from Dissoconium aciculare CBS 342.82, 382 nucleotides. RefSeq lists its product as uncharacterized. NCBI's taxonomy places the organism in Eukaryota, Fungi, Ascomycota, Dothideomycetes, Mycosphaerellales, Dissoconiaceae. The transcript has 5 exons. The record is from RefSeq and is a predicted model, not a curated record. Gene Ontology annotation, biological process: proton motive force-driven ATP synthesis. Bases 1 to 288 code for a protein of 95 amino acids.